Plasmopara halstedii is the source of this 2136-nucleotide messenger RNA. RefSeq names its product croquemort-like mating. The coding region runs from base 1 to 2136 and encodes 711 amino acids. Lineage: Eukaryota; Oomycota; Peronosporomycetes; Peronosporales; Peronosporaceae. The transcript has a single exon. The record is from RefSeq and is a predicted model, not a curated record. Gene Ontology annotation, cellular component: cytoplasm; membrane. Gene Ontology annotation, molecular function: scavenger receptor activity.
AUGGCUGCUGAGUCCCCGACAACCGAUUAUAUGGAGAGGGAUAACUCCCGCCCUCAGCGUCGUUGUUUCUGCUGCUCGCUUGGAUUAGGUCUCAUCAUCACAGGCGCCGUCCUUGCAGUGAUUGGACUUCUUUACGGCACAAUUCUGCCUCCUGUAAUCGACAAUGUCGUCAAGGAUGGCGUUGUGACCUGUGACGCCUCGGAAGGCAACGAUGAGGACUUUUUGGAUCCGUAUGGCGACUGUAAAGACUGUAACCCUUACUACUACAAACUUUAUAUGAUGAAUGCGACCAAUGCCGAAUCAUACCUUGCAGGAGACGCUAGCACGCUCCAGGUGCGGGAAAUGGGUCCAUACACAUAUCGUCGCCGUGAAAUAAAACUUGACGUCAAAUUUCUUGACGAUGGUAAUCGUGUGACAUAUAAAAUGUAUUCGUAUCAUACGUAUGUCCCAGAAUUGAGCUGCGAUGGGUGUUCCGAUACCGACGAAGUUGUUACCAUGGAUUCGAGUUACAUGAGCGUCAUUGCGGGUGCUGGAGGAGAGAUGGCGUUCCUUGUGCGCUUGGCUCUCGGUUCCUUUGCCAGUGGUAGCAACACGAGCGCAGUUCUUAGCCUGGUAGCCCAGAAUGGUCAGCAGAUGAUGCGCUGGAUUAAUGGACUCAAUUCAAUGGACCCAGAGGCCAUGCGUGUAGUAACCAACAACAGUGCCGUACUAAGUUUUUUGGCAACUGGACCCGCUGCCAUUGCCAAUAUGAGCCUUACAGGAUUUGCAUAUAACGGCAUCUUUAACAAGCGCCCCGUUUCGCGAUGGGCUCUCGGAUUUCCCAGUCUGCUCGCUGGUCUUGGUCUUGGCUCCAAUUACAUCAAUCGAUGUGCCGUAAGAGGCGGUUUAAAUGAGCAAUGUGCUGCAUGCAGUAACAGCACAACACCUGAAUGUCUAGCAAUUUGGGGCGAGUGCAAAAGAUGUACCCGUGGCGCUCAAGUCGUGGCUUUAAAUGACGAAACAUGUGCUAUCGUUCAGGCCACAUACGCUGCUGCAUACGGCGAUGAAGAGGCUGCAACCUUUGCUGCAAGCACGUGCCAGUUGUGUAGCGCAUUCGGUCUUUGCGCUGCGCCAAUUCCUGGUAUCGUUGAGUCCAGUGGUCGCGAUUUCUCGGUGACACCCCCAAAUGCCUCUAUUCUUACCUCGUACACAAUGCGUACAGGUUGCGACGACAAAAAUUUCAUUCACGAGUAUGAAGAAUUCGAAGGUUACCGAGCUACCGCCUUAUGGGCCGAUCUUGGCGACCGUCGUAAUCCAAACCUGUCGGAACUUAUCGCUUUCAACACGUACGGCAACUGCGCAGCCCCAACAGCAAACUUGACGUGUAUCCCUGUUUUUGGAAACGAUGGUACCGGUGUUGCUCCAGGUGGGGUCAGUAUUACCGGUUUCAAAGACGACAUUACGCAGCCAAACACCACCAUCUAUAUGAAACAGGGACGUCAGAAUGUGACGAUACUGAAUCAGUAUGAGGAAGUUGAGUAUAAAGACAUCACACUGCACCGUUUUCGUCCAUCCACUAGCUUGCUCUCAAGAACCGUGACAAACGCUAAGAAGGGCACAGGCUCACCGGUCGACGGGGUACAAAGUAUGUCCUUCACAAGAGGCUUCCUGGUUUACAUGUCGUACCCUAUGUACUUGUAUGGCGAUGACUCUCUGAUGACAAAUGUACAAAUAUCUCUGCUUGAUGGUGUUCAAGUGAGCCGAGCGACGCUUUACGAAAGCGAUGGUAGACUUUUGCCUCAGUACACGGACAGAUUUGAGACUUUCAUGGACAUUGAAGCUGGUACGGGCAGAACAAUGCGUGCACUCAAACGUUUGAUGGCUUCAUUUGCUCUAUCACGGUCUAACAGCAAUAGUUCACUCGUCAUGAGUGACAUUCUCUUCCCAACGUUGCAAAGUGAAGUAUUAAUUCCCAUUUACUGGGGUAACGAAGGAUCCACUAUCAAAGACUCGCGGGUGGACGAUUACGACUCAAUUGUUAUGCUGCUCGACUCGAUGCUACCGGUACUUAUCGCGGGCAUCGUCGUCGGCCUCUUGAUCAGCGGCAUUGGCGCUUUCUUCAUGCGCAGUCGUCGACAACAGGCUAAGAAGGUAUAG